AUGACUCAAGAACAAUCCAAUAAUUUAUCAUUACCAGAAGGUUAUACUUUUAGAAAAUUAAAAUCAACAGAUUAUUCAAAUAAAUAUCUAGAAACUUUAAAAGUGCUAACAACUGUUGGUACGAUAUCAGAGGAAAAAUUUAAAAAAUUAUUUGAGGAAUGGAGUCAAAAUUCUCAUAUUUAUCAACCACAUGUUAUAACGAAUAAUCAAGGAAUUAUAGUUUCAACCGGAAUGCUAUUGCUUGAAUCAAAAUUAAUUCAUGAAUGUGGUAAAAUUGGUCAUAUUGAAGAUAUAUCAGUUGCAAAAGAAGAACAGGGUAAAAAGUUGGGUAAUUAUAUGGUAAAAAGUUUAAGUAAAUUAGCUGAAGAAUCUGGUUGUUAUAAGGUAAUAUUAGAUUGUCUGGAUCAUAAUGUUGGAUUUUAUGAGAAAUGUGGAUUUCAAGUUGGAGGAGUUGAAAUGGUUCAUAGAUUUUUCCAAUAUUAA
Lodderomyces jiufengensis is the source of this 483-nucleotide messenger RNA. It is a transcript of the gene GNA1, whose product is annotated as glucosamine 6-phosphate N-acetyltransferase. Gene Ontology annotation, biological process: UDP-N-acetylglucosamine biosynthetic process. The transcript has a single exon. Gene Ontology annotation, molecular function: glucosamine 6-phosphate N-acetyltransferase activity; monosaccharide binding. Lineage: Eukaryota; Fungi; Ascomycota; Pichiomycetes; Serinales; Debaryomycetaceae. Gene Ontology annotation, cellular component: endoplasmic reticulum-Golgi intermediate compartment; Golgi apparatus; endoplasmic reticulum. The record is from RefSeq and is a predicted model, not a curated record. The coding region runs from base 1 to 483 and encodes 160 amino acids.